CUGCGCUGUCUUCACUCACUGACCGCUCACCGGAAGUGAGGUGGCCUUUCUCGAGAGCAAGCCAAAAACAAACACGUAACCGUCAAGCGGCCGCGUCUACAAGAGAUUGGAGGCGACACGAUUGCUUCAGAUGGACGGAUAGACACAAGACGCGGUUAUUAGAUGCACAACUCAACAUAGGCCACCUCUCUAAAGCAGAAACAGCGGAUUCCUGCGGCUGAAGUGCAAGAUGGUGCGAGCCGCUCUUGCCACAGGCACCAGUUUGGUGCUGACUGGCGCAGUGGUUGCUCAUGCCUACUUCAUCAAGCACCAGUUCUACCCCACUGUGGUGUACCUCACUAAAAGCAGUCCUAGCAUGGCAGUUUUAUACAUUCAGGCUUUCGUUUUGGUUUUCCUUUUGGGGAAAUUAAUGCGGAAGGUCUUUUUCGGGCAACUGAGAGCUGCUGAAAUGGAGCACCUGAUUGAACGCUCCUGGUACGCGGUGACUGAGACCUGUUUAGCCUUUACAGUCUUCAGGGAUGAUUUCUCUCCUCGCUUUGUGGCCCUUUUCACUUUGCUGCUUUUCCUCAAGUGUUUCCACUGGCUGGCUGAAGACAGAGUGGACUUUAUGGAAAGGAGUCCAAAUAUCUCAUGGGUCUUCCACUUCAGAGUUCUCUCUCUAAUGGUGUUGCUGGCAGUGUUAGACUUUCUGUUUGUCAAUCAUUCGUGUCACAGCAUUAUAACAAGAGGAGCGUCAGUGCAGCUGGUUUUUGGAUUUGAGUAUGCGAUUCUGAUGACUAUGGUCCUCACCACCUUCGUCAAGUACACCUUGCAUACAAUUGAUCUGCAGAGUGAGAAUCCAUGGGACAAUAAGGCCGUCUACAUGCUCUACACAGAGCUCUUUACAGGUUUCAUCAAGGUGCUUUUGUAUAUGGCGUUCAUGACCAUAAUGAUAAAAGUGCACACCUUCCCUCUUUUUUUUUUAAUGACUGCCAUGCUUUGUCACAGCUAUCCAGAUGCCACCCCUGAAGACUUGCAAGCCACUGAUAAUGUGUGCAUCAUUUGCAGAGAAGAGAUGGUGACUGGAGCCAAGAAACUGCCGUGCAACCACAUCUUUCACUCAAGUUGCCUUCGCUCAUGGUUCCAAAGACAGCAGACGUGUCCGACGUGUCGUAUGGAUGUCCUCCGAGCGUCCCAGCCAAACCAGACUCCUGCCCCAGCUCCUGCACAAGCACCUGCCCCUGCUGCUCCUGCUAAUGCCCCCGUACAUCCACCUGUCAAUGUUGCUCCAGGUAUGAUGCCUCAGUUUCCUCCGGGUUUGUUUCCCUUUUGGGGUCCCUUCCCAGGCGCGCCUCCUCCUGCUGCCCCAGGUGCACAGGCAGCUACUGACGCUCCACAGACCAGCACCGCUGCAACACAGGCCCAGGGAGCAGAAUCAGGAGCCAGCAACUCGACCCAGCCGAAUGCAGACAGUGCCUCUGUUGCUCCCGGAGCAAUGCCUGGAUUCCCCUUCUCCAUGCCUCCACCUUUCCCAUCAGCUCCAUGGCUGCCGAUGCCUCCACCUCCACCCUUUAUGUCAUCCAUGCCACCGCCACCAUCGACUCUGUCCACCAUGUCAGAGGCCGAGCUCAGAGAACUGGAGCAGGAGGGCAGGCGGGGUUUGGAAGCCAGGUUGCAGUGCCUUCACAACAUCCACACAUUGCUGGAUGCCGCCAUGCUCAACAUUCAUCACUACCUCAGCACGGUGGCUACAUUAAGUCCUCCAAGAUCAGAAACCAACGCUGGUGAGACGAGUACAUCAGUGAAUGUGGAGUCCUCUUCCUCCACGGGCAACACGGAAACUCCCAGUCAGGAGAACGAGGCUCAGAGCGAUGGAUCUGUAAAUGGAGCUACAGGCUUUUCUCCACCAGACUCAACCACAGGAGUGGACAAAGACAGGAAGGAGGGGGAUGAAGAUGAGGAUGACGGUGAGCCAAAUGCCGCCGAGUUGAGACGACGUCGCCUGCGUAAACUGGAGACCACUAAAACUCCUGACCACUGAUGACGUGAUCCAUUUAAACGUGCAAUUGUGAAUUGACUUUGACAGUAGAAAUGCUUCUCUUGGGCACUUGGCAUGUUGAGAUGUCAGAUUAUCUGAGGAAAGUUCAUGUGUUCUUAUAUGUUCAUUUAAAUGAGGCACAUCAAGCACUUCCCGUUGUGUGGAGGAUUUGUCAUUGUAACGUGUACGGAAGACACUCGGGCAGAGAACUGGUUUCUGGGUUACCACGCAUAAAGAUAUUAAGGAUAAAAAAAAGCCUUGCACCUUGAAAGUCCGCUGUGACGUCUGACUAGAGUAAUGCUGAGACUUUCCUCUCUGAAUGUGAUUUCUGUCUGUCAGAGGAACAAGGUCUGUUGAUUUCUUGUGUGCCCUUAAAACUUGAUGUUUUCCCCUUCUUUGUGUAUUUUCAUUAUUUCAAGCGCUACAUCAUAGAUUUUUUCUUAGAUUAACUUUGGUUAUGGGUAAAAGAUGACCAUUAACCAAAUAUCUAAAUUAACUUACUGUACAUAAUGUAUAAAGUGUUUUAAUUGGAGGAUCUGUACAUACAACACAAUAAAUUGUUCGAAAGAGA
Molecule: messenger RNA, 2588 nt
Organism: Sinocyclocheilus anshuiensis
Lineage: Eukaryota; Metazoa; Chordata; Actinopteri; Cypriniformes; Cyprinidae
Product: E3 ubiquitin-protein ligase synoviolin-like
Exons: 16
Coding region: 230-2020 (596 amino acids)
Biological process (GO): proteasome-mediated ubiquitin-dependent protein catabolic process; ERAD pathway
Cellular component (GO): endomembrane system
Molecular function (GO): ubiquitin protein ligase activity
Source: RefSeq, a predicted model, not a curated record